AAAUUUCCUCAUAAAAAAAAAGCAGAGUAUAUUUAUCGAGCUCGGGGUUUUUUGGGUUGAAAUCGCAGGCCCUCGGUUCGCCGAGAUUAGAGGAAUUUUGUUUCGUCUCCGUGGAACUCUUGGUGGACCGCAUGGGCUGCUACCGGUCGUACCCGACGCUGAUUUAGCCCCUGCUCGUGACGGGAGCGGUUCUCGUGAAAUCGUCCCGCUCCUGCAGCAACGCGACGAACGCUGACACGCCUCUCAAACCUACUCGUUGUCAAAAAAAAAUUAAAAAUAAAAAGAGUACGAGAUCCCCUGAAGGAAACAAAAAAAUAUAAAUAAGCCCUCCUCCGUAUGACUGAAUCUCACUCCCCAUCAUAAAAUUUCUCCGAAUACCCCCUCCGAAUCCUCUUUCCCUUCGUUUUCAUUGUCUGAUGGCGGUUCAUCUCUUCUCAACCACCUCCGUUUGACCUCUUCUCGCCUAUGCGUUCUUCUAUAAUUCCACUCCUUUUCUCUUCCCUUUUUCGUUCACCAAGCUCUUUAGGGCGGCAAUGAAGUGCUUCCACUUCUCCGCCGCUGGCGAUGAGGCGGGGCCCGGGCCGAGGCCUUCCCGGUUCUCCUGGGCGCGCUCCCUCAGCGUCGCCUCGGCUGGGUGGCGGGCCGAGCUCGAUCAUGGCCCCCGGGAUCUCUCGCGACUGGAGGAGGAGGAUCUCUCGCCCCCACUCCGCCUCCAGGGGCAGCUGCCGGACGGACUCCGGGCGUUCACGUUCGCCGAGCUGAAGGCGGCGACCAGGGGGUUCAGUCGCGCCCUCCUGAUCGGAGAGGGCGGGUUCGGGUGCGUGUACAGAGGCGUCCUUACGGUUCCGGGAGAGGAUGACGUCGCUGAGAGCAUGGAUGUUGCCGUGAAGCAGUUGAAUCGAAAUGGAUUGCAGGGACACAGGGAAUGGGUUACAGAAGUUAAUUUUCUGGGUGUAGUUAAGCAUCCCAAUCUUGUCAAGUUAGUGGGCUAUUGUGCUGAAGAUGAUGAGAGGGGGAUUCAAAGGCUUCUGGUAUAUGAAUUAAUGCCCAAUAAAAGCUUGGAGGAUCACCUAUUAGCUCGAGUCACAUCAACUCUGUCGUGGGAGCAGAGGUUAAAAAUUGCCCAAGAUGCUGCACGUGGUUUAGCAUAUCUCCAUGAAGAAAUGGAUUUUCAGCUAAUAUUUCGAGAUUUUAAAACCUCAAAUAUUCUGCUAGAUGAAGAUUUUAAUGCUAAGCUCUCAGACUUCGGGUUUGCCAGACAUGGCCCUGCGGAAGGAGUUGGUCAUGUUUCGACAUCAGUCGUGGGAACUGUUGGCUAUGCUGCGCCGGAAUAUGUCCAUACUGGGAGGUUAACUGCUAAAAGUGAUGUCUGGAGCUUUGGAGUGGUUCUCUAUGAACUCAUAACAGGAAGACGGUCUGUGGAUAGGAACCUACCAAGAAAUGAGCAAAAACUUUUGGAUUGGGUGAGACCCUAUGCAACAGACCCCAAAAAAUUCCACAUUAUUGUAGAUCCACGACUUGAAGGGCAAAACUGUGUACAAUCUGUUCGCAAGCUCAUAGCUUUGGCAAAUAGAUGCCUAAUGAAGCAACCGAAGUCCCGCCCUAGAAUGAGUGAGGUAGUUGAGGUGCUUGAUCAAAUCAUCGAGAUCUUGAACGGGGAGGCUGGAGGAGCCAUUACAGCUCCCUCGGUCAGGGAGGAUGCUACUGAUGCAGCAGAAAUGUCAAAAGAGAAUGCCAAUGCUAGGAGUAGGGUCUUUGACAUCAGGGAAUUGAUCAGCCUAAAGAGCAGGUCUGUAGGAAAGUUGGAUUGGAGAGCGUUGGCACCAGGGGCUGUGGGGAAGUUGGCAAGAACAUGGGGUUAAGGCUGUGGAUGAAGGUCACCGUAUUUGCUUUCCUCUUCUAUGACUUAAAUGCAUGGGAGGAAGAUGGGAUCUUUUAUGGGGUAUGCGAUCAAGUGGAUACAUUAAAAAAGAAUAGCAGCAUGGCCUAUUUAUUUUUGUUCCCCCCAUCUCUCUCUCUCUCCUUUUUACGUUCAAUAUGAACAUAAGAUGGAAAGAGUUGGAAGCUGGGUUAUGCAUUUUCUGUCAUCUAUUUUCUUUUGUCAGCGAGCAUGUUCUUCUUAUUGUUCACUCACUGUACAGAGGUUUCUACCUUCAGUCGACUGUCUUCUUCCGAACUACAAAAUAUCUCUCAUAAGAGCACAUGCAUAACUUAAUUACACGCUGAUCUGGGGGCCAUGCAUCAAAACAUGAGCUCAUAUUGGGAGCAGUGUAAUUUUGAGACCCUUUCAAGCUGAUCAAAAUUUUUUAGUGAAAUCUGUCAA
Messenger RNA from Phoenix dactylifera (date palm), 2323 nucleotides. Its product is annotated as Protein kinase superfamily protein. The record is from RefSeq and is a predicted model, not a curated record. Gene Ontology annotation, molecular function: ATP binding; protein kinase activity. Gene Ontology annotation, biological process: protein phosphorylation. NCBI's taxonomy places the organism in Eukaryota, Viridiplantae, Streptophyta, Magnoliopsida, Arecales, Arecaceae.